AUGAUUCUGGUGGUUCAGCAAGAAAGAGUUUUAGUUCUCCUUUUCAAAAAAUAUUAUUGUGACAUAUAUCAAAUUGGAUUUCAAAAAUUAUGCGGUUUACAGCGGCAUCGACAGUCAAAGCAACAUAGAGAUACACUGAUAAAAAAUUUUGAUGCUGUUCGCAAAUCAUUAUCAAAUUUACCUCCUUCCCCUGCUCCAAUUCCUAAAAAAGCAACUAAGGAACUUGAGGUCAUUUGUUGCAAUGAAUGUUUGGAGGAAUUUUCAUCAAUAAAAGAUUUUGUUCCACAUCGUCUCAGCCAUUUUAGUGUUCAAAAUAAGUAUUUGGAAAUUGAUGAAUUGAAUCCUUAUGUUUCUGAAAUAUGUAAUGAUGAAAUGGACAGUCACUCAAAUGUACAACAUCAUUUAUUUUGGCACUUACAGUUUAAAACUGUUGAUGAUAAAAUUGCUACAGCAAAGAAGAGUAACUUAAGUACUGUUGAUAAAUUAGGUGGACAACAUGUUGCAAAGAAAUCUUUUAAUUUGCAAAAUUGUGAAUUAUUACAAGAAGUAACUGUUGGUGGUAUUAAAAAGUCUUUAUUUACCUGUGAUUCUUGCAAUAUAGGGUUUACUACAAAAGCUCAUUAUAAUGUACAUGUGCGGAAAUUUUGCAAAAUGAAAAAGAAGAUAACCCAGUUUUCUCUUGAAAAAGCAAAAGGUUUUGUAGAGAAAGAGAUUUUCUUGCACUGCACAGAUGAUGAAAAUAAAGGAGAUUCACAUAUUAAUGGUGGAAAAAGCAUUAACUGCUCUGCAUGUUAUAGUCUAUUUUCAACUAUUGGUAUUUAUGACAAGCACAAAAAGUUUUGUUCUAACUACUAUCAUGAGGUAGAAAAUUUAGAACCAAACAAAGAUAAUGUAGAAUACAUAAGAUCUGCCAUGGAGCUUCAGUGUUCUAUUGCAGGUUGCAUCUCAUGUAAUUAA
This is a messenger RNA of Uloborus diversus, 957 nucleotides long. RefSeq lists its product as uncharacterized. The record is from RefSeq and is a predicted model, not a curated record. The coding region runs from base 1 to 957 and encodes 318 amino acids. The transcript is spliced from 2 exons. NCBI's taxonomy places the organism in Eukaryota, Metazoa, Arthropoda, Arachnida, Araneae, Uloboridae.